CGGAAACGCGGCGCGGUGGCUGCUGGGUAAUUUCGCCGACAUACAGGAAGAAAAAGGCGAAGCUCAGUCUGCCCGGAGAGUCUGCUCACUGCACAGCCCCACGGCGGAUUUGACGGCGAUAUAAAACACCAAAUCACUGCUUGACCAGUUUAGCAGGUAUGGCUGAGUUGGCGAGUUUAGUGCAGCGGCUGGAGGUGGCAGUGAGUCGCCUGGAGUCAGUGUCAGGCCAGGGAGGCAGCGCUGGAGGUUCAUCUGGUGGAGCUGUAUCGGCGUACGUCGAGGCCUAUGACGCGAUCCUCAACAGUGCCAUGGCCGAGUACCUUUCCCUCAGCAAGAAGAUCGGGGGCGAUGUCCAGAAACAUGCUGAUAUGAUGGAGCGGGCGUUCAGGGCUCAGAGACAAUUCCUUGCAGUUGCCUCCACCAGCCAGAAGCCCAGCGAUGAUGUGUUGACCAGGCUCCUGCAGCCGACCAGCGAACUGAUCGCUGAAGUGCAGCAGUUCCGCGAGAAGAACCGCAGCUCGCAGCUCUUCAACCACCUCUCCACUGUGAGCGAGAGCGUGCCGGCCCUCGGAUGGGUUGCCAUUGCUCCAAAGCCCGGCCCCUACGUUAAAGAGAUGCAGGACGCCUCCAUGUUCUACAGCAACCGUGUGCUCAAGGAUUACAAGGAAAAGGACAAGACACACGUGGACUGGGUGAAGGCCUAUGUCGCCAUCUGGACUGACAUGCAGAAAUACAUCAAAGAUCACCACACCACUGGACUGGCCUGGAGCAAGACUGGUCCCGUAGCUUCAGGCUCGGCUGCUCCCCCCAAGGCUCCUGCCGGUGGAGCGCCUCCCCCACCUCCCCCUGGACCUCCUCCUCCCCCCAUGGACCUCGGUGGAUCCUCUGGCGGCGGCGAUUCUGGUUCCGACAAUCGUAACGCUUUGUUCGCCGCCAUCAACCAGGGGUCCGCCAUCACCAAGGGCCUGAAGCAUGUGAACGACAGCGAGAAGACUCACAAGAAUCCUAACCUGAGGAAUCAAGGUCCUCAAGUGCGUGCCGGACCGAAACCUUUCGCUUCCCCUGCUGCCCGACCCGCCGCCGCUGCCACCCCGACCCGCACGCUGCCCCCUGUGUUGGAGCUCGAUGGGAAGAAGUGGAAAGUGGAGAACCAAGAGGGAGCGCAGGGCCUGGUCAUCAACGACACUGAGCUGAAACAAGUGGUCUAUGCGUACAAGUGUAACAAGAGCACCCUGCAGGUCAAGGGCAAAAUCAACUCCAUCACUGUAGACAACUGUAAGAAAAUGGGCCUGGUGUUUGACGAUGUCGUGGGCAUCGUAGAGAUCAUCAACUGCAAGGAUGUCAAGGUCCAGGUCAUGGGCAAGGUGCCCACUAUCUCCAUCAACAAGACGGACGGUUGCCACGUCUACCUGAGCAAAGACUCUCUGAGCUGUGAGAUCGUCAGCGCCAAGAGCUCAGAGAUGAACAUCCUGGUACCUGGCAACGACGGAGACUUUACGGAGUGCCCCGUCCCCGAGCAGUUCAAGACCGUCUGGGACGGCAAGAAGCUCGUCACCACAGCAACAGAGAUCGCCGGGUAGACCCGAGCAGCGUGGAAAAAAUGGCCACCCCUCCUCGACACCAUCCCCACCCUUUUUUUGCAAAUGCCUUCCUGACUGAUCCACCAACCCCACCAGCUAACUCUCACACUGUAGACUGAGAUUUGGACCUCAUGCAUUUUAUCUCUCCCUCCCUUCCUCCUUCCGUAUCAGCCAAUCACAGCUUAAGCUGUCCCUUCAAUAAGCCAAUGAGAGGACUGUUCGCUUUUAUCUGGAGCAAAUCCUCCAGCCAAUCAGCAGGGAGCAGCUUGUCAUUCAAAUUGGUUUUCCCUCUGAGCCUGUGAGCACUUUUCAAAAACAUUAGGAGUUUUGCCAAUAGCUGGGAUGCUCUAUAUAUUUUUAAAAUCUAUCUGGAUAAUGCUGAGCUAAAUUUAUUACGUAGAAUAGCCAACACGGGAACAGGGAUAUUGAUUCCUCUGCAACAAAAAAAGCGCAGCAGCCAAUCAGGACGCUUCAGGCUGCUCUUCUCUUCUUUCUCCUCUUCCUGGUCAGGAGGGGCUGGUGUGAUUCCUGAGAGGUUUCUUGUCAAACAGCCCGUUUUUUUUUCAGAGGAUAAAAUCAUCCAUAUCAUCUCUGCUGAUGUUGACUAUAAUAAUAUUAAUAUUCAUAGUGGAUGAUAAUAUGAAAAGCACUCAAAGCACAUAAGAGUAAAAAAAACAAGUUGUGUCACAUCAUGAAACUCUCCAUUUAGGUGAUGUUGGAACAAUUAAAAUGAUCAUUCCAUGUGCUUUCCAUUAAUUCUACACAUAGGACAUUCCCAAGUAUUAAAAACAUUCCAUACAAGGAGGCAUGUAAGGAAAAGUUGGCGAUUAAAGAGCCGAGAGAUGUUCGUACAGACUGAAAGACAGAAUCUUUGUUAGAUGCUUCACCUCCACCUCUAGAUUGGAAACAUCUGUAAACAUCUGUAUAGAUAUGGAUAAUUAAAAACAUUAGCCUGACCACCAUCGUCUCUCCACGAUGAAGCUCUUCGCUGAAUUUCUCUUUUUCAUUGUCUUUCUUUUACCUCUUUCACUUUUUUUUGGGUCCAAAAAUCAGAAUUCUGCUCAUUAGUACUGGAGAUGUCAUUAAAAAAAAUGUUGCAAUAAAAACA
Acanthopagrus latus (yellowfin seabream) is the source of this 2688-nucleotide messenger RNA. RefSeq names its product CAP, adenylate cyclase-associated protein 1 (yeast) (gene cap1). The coding region runs from base 159 to 1580 and encodes 473 amino acids. Lineage: Eukaryota; Metazoa; Chordata; Actinopteri; Spariformes; Sparidae. Gene Ontology annotation, biological process: regulation of adenylate cyclase activity; cell morphogenesis; cytoskeleton organization. The record is from RefSeq and is a predicted model, not a curated record. The transcript has 13 exons. Gene Ontology annotation, molecular function: actin binding; adenylate cyclase binding. Gene Ontology annotation, cellular component: cytoplasm.